This is a messenger RNA of Suillus clintonianus, 537 nucleotides long. RefSeq lists its product as uncharacterized. The record is from RefSeq and is a predicted model, not a curated record. The transcript has a single exon. The annotation marks the transcript as partial. Lineage: Eukaryota; Fungi; Basidiomycota; Agaricomycetes; Boletales; Suillaceae.
CUGUCACAAGCAGACCGCGAUAACAUCCGGCUGUUCAAAUGGCAAAUGACGAGUCAUACCACUCGUCGUGCCUAUGACCAACUGCGUUUUGCACUCAGGGACAGACUGCCCCUAGACUCACAAUUUAUCAUUCUACGUCGCAUUGCAAUACUCUCCGGCGUCAAACCACAUUACCACGACUGCUGUGUCAAUUCAUGCAUGGCAUACACGGAGAAAUAUGUACACAACCAAUUCUGCGAGUACUGUGGUGAGCCACGCUUAGACAGCAGAGGAAAAGCCAGGCGAAGAUUUUGCUACCUUCCCCUCAUUCCUCGCCUUCAGGGUUUUUUCCAGAAGCCCGAGCUCAUUGCGAAGAUGUCGUAUCGUGCAGAGUACAGGUCCGACCCCAGGUACAUGAGGGACGUCUUUGACUCCUCUCACUACCAGCAGCUCUGUCGCCACAAAGUUGUCGUGGACGGAGAAAAGCUCCCCUAUCAUUACUUUUCAGACCCUCGUGACAUUGCACUUAGCUUGUGCACAGAUAGCUAUCUGCUGUAC